This is a messenger RNA of Sipha flava (yellow sugarcane aphid), 967 nucleotides long. RefSeq lists its product as uncharacterized. Lineage: Eukaryota; Metazoa; Arthropoda; Insecta; Hemiptera; Aphididae. The transcript has 3 exons. The record is from RefSeq and is a predicted model, not a curated record. Bases 109 to 657 code for a protein of 182 amino acids.
UCUACAAUGUUUGGUAUUCAAGUUGUCCAAUUAUAUACUCACCAACCCACCCAUACACUCACCACCGACGAGAGCACAUGCAAUUGCACCCCUUGGUAACCUGCCUGGAUGCUACUAGUUGAUGAUGGUGAUACUUUAUCCCUAGGGGAAAACGAUGAAGAUGUGGCCGAACUUAACAAAUUAAUGGAUAUGAUGGAAGCUGAAGUUAAUGACAAAGAUGUUGAAACGUUAAAAAAAAAUAAUAAAAGUAUAAAAAAUUAUACUGAUUACACUGUGAAAGUUGAGGAAUCAAAUGUUAUAAAUCCUUCAAAGACUGUUAAAAAUGUAACAUCUCUAAUUAAUCCACCCAAAGAAGAAGUAGAAUCAAUUGAAACUUUAGAGGAAAUAAGAGACUCUCUCGCACAAUGCAUUCAAAUAAAUUCUAGUGUUCCCUUAAAAUCACGAUCACCAUUUAAAAAAAAGAAGUUAAAAUUUCCUUACAGUAAACUUCGAAAAAGUUCACCAUCAAGAUUGCCCAAAAGAUUAUCACCUUUAAGGAAAAAAAAUCUUUCUCCGAGGAGAUACUCUCCUCUAAAUGAUGAAUCUUUGAAAGAAAAAGAAAAAGUCAAACCUGUUUAUGAGCAAAUAGAAUCUAGGUCAAUAGAUCCUGUUUCAUAAAUCAGAAAAAGAAAAUUUGAGUCCAACAAGUUGAUUGCACCACCAAGCAAAAAAAUUCAAAACCAAAAGGAUUUGAAAGUAAUAAAAUUACAAAGAUAUGUUAAAUUAAAUAAUUUUCCAGAGAAAAUGAAUGACAAAAAAAGACCAAGAAUUGUGUUUUGGUAUGAUGAUAUUAAUGAUUUGCUCAUGGAUCAAGGUAAUAGAUUUCAUUAUUACAGAGAAAAAAAAAGAAAACAACGAUAGUAGAACCUGAAACUUUAAAAGUAUAUAGUGCAUCAGUAGAAGAGAUGUUCUAAGAGAAUGAGGAAGA